ACUUCCUCCCUCUUCUUGAAGAAACUGGGGCAUAAGGAGAAAGGCUAGCAUGAGGCCUUCCCUCUUAGGUUCAAGGUGGAGGGGCCUGGCCCUUCCAUUUAUAGUCAGUGAGGGAGGGAGAUGAGGAGGGCUGGGAUGGAACUAAGGUUGCUGCACUUUGUGUUUGCUCUACUCUUACAAGUCCUAAACCAUCCGUUUCUCAUCCCCGUUAACAGAGACCUGGCACCACUUCUAGGAUGUCCCACAUUUAAGCAACUCUCACUGUCCCCUGAAAGAGAACCAGCAGCUGGGUAUAGGCCCUCCCAAGUCCCAUGCCCUCUGCCAGCCUUGGUGGACUCUGCCCUGCUGUAAGAUUGCAUCAACCCCACCGCCCCCACCUCUCUGGGUUUCCCCAGACAUCACAGUAACAUGCCAACCCCCUGCCCCUGCCCUCUUCCACGUGUGCUCCAGUCCAACUGGACUCUGGGCAGCCAGCACAGGCAGGGUCAGGGAGUGACUUCUGUGUCCCAUGGCACUGCCACCUGGGCCUGGGCAAAAGGACUCUGCUCCCCCCGCCCCCACCUGCCAACCUCUUGCCCCUGUACCAGGCCCAUUGCUAAAAAUAGAAACCAGAGGUGUCCUUCUAGCCCAGAGACCCCAGGGAAAUAACCACUGGAACUCGCAGCUGCAUCAUAGCAACUGCUGCAGCAGAGGCCAAAGAGCGAGCUAGAAAGGCCGAAGGGAUGCGGGGAAAUUGCCCUUCCCCACCUUGCUAUAUGGAGUUCCCUCCCCCAAGCCCCAGACCUUGAGGGCUGACCAUGUGAAAUCAUCCUCUUUCUUGCAUCAUGCAUGUCCACAUUGCCCCCACCCAUACCCCCACCUCAAGCUCAGUGACCAGGGCCAGAUGGUGAAACCUGAGCUCCAGGGGAGGGGGGACAUCCACCCCCUGCAGGGGCUUGAUGGGCAGCAGAGCUGGCCAAUCUGGUGCUCAGAAGGUAGGUCUGCCGGCUGACCACAAGGUGAGGGAGCCCCAGGCUGCAGGCUCUAAAGAGGCCCCAGUCAGUAGCCAGACAUGAGCUGUGAGGGUCAAAUUGGCAGACUGUGCUAAACACAGCUACCCAUCAGACCGUCCACUUUCUACCAGGCAGCAGAAGACAGGUGGCUCUACCCAGGCUGAGGGUAGGUGUGGCACUGCUGUCUGGCGCUGCUGUGCCCUCUUUGGCCUCCGUGCAGUCAGACUCAACAGCAGGAGCAACUGCCAUCCGAGGCUCCCGUUUCGACCCAGGGCCAUUCACCAGGAACAUGGGGCUCCCUCAUGUCCAGCUCCGGCUGGUGCUGCUGUGGGCACUGGCGUGGGCACAGGAGACAAGGUCUGUGUGUCCCUCCUGUGGGGGCCCCACCCUGGCACCCCAAGCAGAACGAGCUCUGGUCCUAGAGCUGGCCAAGCAGCAAAUCCUGGAGGGGCUGCACCUGACCGGUCGUCCCAGGAUAACUAACCCUCCACCCCAGGCAGCACUGAGCAGAGCUAUCCAGAGACUGCAGCAGGGAAGUGUGGCUUCGCCGGAAGGGGAGGAGGUCAUCAGCUUUGCUACCACCACAGACUCCUCCACUUCAACCUGCAGCUCCAUGCUCACCUUCCACCUGUCCACUCCUCGGUCCCACCAGCUGUUCCACGCGCGCCUAUGGCUUCAUGUACUCCCCACCCUUCCUGGCACCCUUCACUUGAAGAUCUUUCGAUGGGGCACAAGGAGGAGGCACAGAGGGUCCGGCACCUUCCUGGCUGAGCACCACAUUACCAGCCCUGGCUGGCAUGCCCUGACUCUGCCCUCUAGUGGCUUGAGGGGUGAGGAGUCUCAUGUCCUGAGGCUCCAACUGGACUGCAGUCCCCUAGAAGGCAACAGCACAGCUGCCGGACAAGCUCAGCGCCUCCUGGACACAGAGGGAAACCAGCGGCCCUUCCUGGAGCUUAAGACCCGUCCCAAUGAGCAGGGAGCAGGCCGAGUCAGGAGGAGGACCCCCACCUGUGAACCUGAGACCCCCUUAUGUUGUCGGCGAGACCAUUAUGUAGACUUCCAGGAACUGGGAUGGAGGGACUGGAUCCUGCAGCCUGAGGGGUACCAGCUGAAUUACUGCAGUGGGCAGUGCCCCUCCCACCUGGCUGGCAGCCCGGGCAUUGCUGCCUCCUUCCAUUCUGCUGUCUUCAGCCUCCUCAAGGCCAACAACCCUUGGCCCUUGGGUACCUCCUGCUGUGUCCCUACUGCCCGGAGGCCUCUCUCUCUCCUCUACCUGAACCGCGAUGGUAAUGUGGUCAAGACAGAUGUGCCAGAUAUGGUGGUGGAGGCCUGUGGCUGCAGCUAGCAAGAGGAUCUGGGGGUUGAAGUAAAGAUAUCAAGUUGGGGGUUCCCAGGCAAAGGGCAUCCAUCUGUGGCUGGAGGCAUCAGAUUCCCAUUCUGCACCCCACCCAAUGGGCCACCUGGCAGUAUGACUGAGUUGACCUCUCUGGGACCCAAAUGGACACUUUCCUAGCCAGACGCUGGUCUAUUCCAGGCUGGUUGAUGUGUGGGGAGCUGGGGAUAGUGUGUCCUCUGAAGGAACCUACCCAGAAAGCAUGAUUUCCUGCCCUAUGAGAAAAUAGCAGCGGCAAGGGAGGGAGGGGGGGAAGGAGGGAGGGGAGAAGCAGGCAGAGAAAAUGACUUCGUCUCUCCCGAGAAGAGAAUGUCCUCAAGUGAGAGCAGAAAGAAGCAGACCGAGGGUCCAGCAGACUUGGGGCAGGGGAAACAGGCUGGCCAGGGGUCGGACUGUGGAAGUGCUUUAAGGGAGGGUCAAGAAGGAGAUGGGCAAGGGCUGAGGAAGGUGUGUUCAGCAGAGCCCCAGGAAUGGGCCUCAGGAGAAGAGAGUGCUGAGCCUGAGAAGUUCCUUGGCUUUUCCCAGUGAGAGGCAGGACCCACUGGGGAAAAAACAUUUAUACUUUCCUAGUGAAAAUGAAGAAGAAAAAUCAACCAGUGUGAGUCAUAAAGGGCUGGGGUGAUGGUCCAGAGCAAUGGUUCUCAAGGUGUGGUCUGGGGACCCCUGGGAGGUUCCUGCGACCCUUUCAGGGGUGUCCACAGGGUCACAGCUAUUUUCAUCAUAAUACUAAGAUGUUUGCCUUUUUAUUUUCAUUAUUUCAAAAGCAUUCAGUGUUUUCCAGAGGCUGGUGACAUGCGAUUACGUCAUCUUUCUGACAUUGUUAAUGGGAUGUGUGCUUGUGUAUUCUUGUGUUACAAACUUUUUUCAGUUUUAAUUUCUAAUAUGGUAAAUUGAUACAAACCACAUAAACAACAG
Messenger RNA from Myotis davidii, 3300 nucleotides. RefSeq names its product inhibin beta E (gene INHBE). Bases 1282 to 2337 code for a protein of 351 amino acids. Gene Ontology annotation, molecular function: growth factor activity; hormone activity; cytokine activity. The record is from RefSeq and is a predicted model, not a curated record. Gene Ontology annotation, cellular component: extracellular region. The transcript has 2 exons. NCBI's taxonomy places the organism in Eukaryota, Metazoa, Chordata, Mammalia, Chiroptera, Vespertilionidae. Gene Ontology annotation, biological process: BMP signaling pathway; SMAD protein signal transduction.